AUGGGAAACACCGAUAGUACUUUGAACUCAGGUCAUUCUGAGACUUCCCUUUAUGACGAUCGCGUUACUGCACAAGGGUAUCGCACGUUGCGACGCUCUCAGCUUAUCCGCAGAGCCCUGAUCCUUCGCCAAGUUUCUCAGGGGAGAGCGAACCCGUCAGAGGUCUGGUGCAACGACAAGAACUGUGACGAGGAGCUCGGAAUAUUUUCAAAUCCAGUCCUACAUUUGACCGACUUGCCAAAAAGCCGCGAGGGGCUUCCCGUGUCGGUGUACUCUAAAGACUUCGCCGAUGCGGUGAUCGUGAAAUUCUUCGACAUCCAGGACAUCAACGCAAAGGAACACAAAGUUCGAGGCCUCUUAUCCUUUAUAGAUUCACCACCCGUGCGAACUGCGUUUUGGCACUUCAUUGCAGAAUACAAUCAACGCAUGUACCGACUCUCUGAUGAGGACUUCCAUAAGGCUCUCGUGAAAGCUCAACCGGUCUUUCUGGACAUCAUGUUCGGCAUCAAAACAGCGGCAAGGGCUCAGCUGGCUCACAGCUAUAUCCGUCCCGAACCCGAGGUUAAAGACAAAUGGGAUCUUCAGCAGUUGAUUUUGCGUUUUCUUGUAUGCUCUGAAAUGUGGCGUCAGCAAAAGACUCCGCGCUCAGAGAAUUGGAAGAUUGGUUCUCGUGAAGGGGUGGGACAUUUCAUGACAGCCAUGCUGUUUCACUACAAAUUGAUGUGGCAACAGAACUGUUUCGAUACUGGUUUCAUACGUACAAACCACGUGUGGGAUCGUGUAUGGGAUCUUUGGUUACACAAGUAUCCUCUUGGGGACCCUGACGAAGUUAUCGAUGGUGAUGUCUUUCAGUUGCGGGAUCAUAUUGAGAAUACGGAGCAGGAGGUUCUCGACGACGUGGGAUAUCUGGGUGGCAUUGGACAAAACAACGAGACUUAUAACCCCGUACAGUGGUACCUGGGCAAGGGAGAGUAUUUGGUGAAGUGA
Messenger RNA from Fusarium venenatum, 987 nucleotides. RefSeq lists its product as uncharacterized. Lineage: Eukaryota; Fungi; Ascomycota; Sordariomycetes; Hypocreales; Nectriaceae. The record is from RefSeq and is a predicted model, not a curated record.